Molecule: messenger RNA, 5052 nt
Organism: Alternaria burnsii
Lineage: Eukaryota; Fungi; Ascomycota; Dothideomycetes; Pleosporales; Pleosporaceae
Product: beta and beta-prime subunits of dna dependent rna-polymerase
Exons: 6
Biological process (GO): DNA-templated transcription
Cellular component (GO): RNA polymerase III complex
Molecular function (GO): DNA binding; ribonucleoside binding; DNA-directed RNA polymerase activity
Source: RefSeq, a predicted model, not a curated record
CACGGAAAGACUACGUUCGUAUUGAGGAGCUGGAUAUGGGCUUCCAUGUCAAUACCUAGGCGGCCAUGGAAAAACGAUGAGGCGAUGGUGGAAUACGCAAGGGAAAGAAGACAUCAAAUGUUCUUUGAAGUGCCACUCACACAACGCUGGAUUUACCGCACACCCGCACUCGCUUCCCUCGUCUUCGAUCUUAUGUCCGGCGAGCAACUAGGAGACGAUAGGUACUCCAACACAUACCGUCCUCGUUCCCCUGGCCCACGCCCACGCUCUCCACGCGGCGACAGCUAUCGAGCACGCUCACCUCCUCCCCGUCGCAGUUCGCCUCCUCGCCGCGUCUCACCCAUUCGCCGCGGUAUAGCAUCGGCUGAUACAUAUGUUCCUGGUGGCCGCUCGUCGCGUCCUCGCAGUCGGUCGCCAGCUUUCCGAAGAAGAUCUCGAAGCCCACGUCGCGAUGACAACUGGAGGGCACGUCCUCGAUCACCACCUCGCCGAGCAUUCUCGCCGCGACGGGACGAACCUAGACGGGAUGACUAUAGGGCAAGGUCACCGCCACCGCGGCGAGAUCGCGAUCAGUACGACUCGUACACUCGCUCUCCACGCCCACGAGAGAGGUCCCCACCGCCCAGAGAGCGCGAUGUUUCUCCGGCCAGGAGCCGUGGCGUGCGUUCGCCUGUCCGUUCGAGCCGGUACGAAGAGCCGCGCUCUCGAGUAAACAGCCCCCCUCCUCGCCGCUAUUCCCCUCUGCGUGACACUCGGGACACACGCGACUACCGACGCCGCUCGCCCUCUCCAAGACGCGACCGUCCCGACCCUUACACUGCAGACACCUGGAGAAGUCGUAGGUCCCCUUCGCCUGCGCGACCGACGUACGCUUCAAAUGAUGCAUCAGGUCGGGAUUCUGCGGCAACGUCUCGUCGCUCUUCCCCGCCACCUAUCCAUCCUAGCCGGGCUGCACUGGUAGAAGACCGACCAGUUCGGGAUCCCGUCUCAGCACCGCGAUCGCCGUUCCGUGAGCGCCUCCCCGACAGAGGACGAGACUAUAGUCGCGAGCGAGAGCGUUCGCCUCCACGCCGUCGGGAAAGCCCUCCUACAGGACCGCGCGGAGAUAGAGACUUUGCGCCGCCUACUGGACCAUCUUCCUCUUCAUACCGUAAUGGUGACAGUAACUUUGCCAGAGCUCCACCGACAGGGCCUUCCAGCCGGAGCUAUCCUUCCCCGGCGAUUUCGCCUCCCGCUGGCCCGUCAAGCCUGGCAUCACAACCUCCUGCCUUUCCUCGGGGCAAUAACCCUGUGCUAGCAGCGCCAACACGACCGCGGGGUGGUGGUCGUGGUGGGUUUGGAGGAUACGAAGGACGAGGAGACUUUUCUGGUUCAUCCUCACGACGAGGGUCUUGGGGUGCAGGUCCGCGAGGAGGAGGCUACUACGGCGGUGCGCCAUCUGGUCCACGCGGUUCCAGCAGCGGCCCUGGUGGAGCGGUACCUUUUGCUCCUUCGUUCCGCGGGUCUAACAACUCCACUGCUACGACCUACCCUCGUACAAUGCGGUUCCGAGACCAUCUUUCCGACCUCCCCAAAGAGAUUCCCGGGGGUCAGAGAGCCCCUGAACUGUACGACAAGAGCAAGAUCUUGAAGCUCGAGGCUGAGGCUCAAAAAUUGAGGGAGAUGAUUGACAAGAAAGAGGACGCGAAGAGACAGAGACUGAGGGAAUGGGACAGUCUUGAACGUGAGGCAGAGACGGCCCAGCUGAGGGUUGACCUUGCUGAGGGUUCAUUGCGAAACAUAAAUGGAGAGGCGGAUGAAGUCGCGAAGCCCAAGGCUGCCCCGCGCGGGGCCGUGAAGGCGAAUGUUGCGACUGCUGCGCCUGCGGUAAAGAAAGUUGACGGCGAUAUGGAUGUGGAUACUGGGGGUGCCAACCUUCAGCCAACAGCGGGCGAUGAUGCGACCGACCUCAAUCCCGAUGCUUCAACAUCGGCCGGAGCGACACGAAAGCGACGGGCGCCGCUUACUCAUGCCAAAGACGAGUUCGCCGCCCUCCUCGAGCCGUUCUACUACGGAAAGAGCCUGACCGACCCGAUCAAUACUGCGCGCGACAAAUGGAAUCUACUGCCGGCGUUUUUGAAGACCAAGGGUCUCGUCAAGCAGCACGUCGAUUCGUACAACCACUUUGUCGAUGUGGAACUCAAGAAAAUCAUCAAGGCCAACCGCUUUGUCCGCAGCGAUUUCGACCCCAAGUUCCUCCUCGAGUACACAGACAUUCGCGUCCUUUCUCCGAACCGACAGGAAGAAGAUGACCUCGAACAUCACCGCAGUACCAUUACACCCAACGAAUGUCGAUUGCGCGACAUGACAUAUGCUGCGCCGAUAGUGGUGGACAUUAUAUACACCCGCGGAAAUGCCAAGGUCAAGCGGACGGGCAUCAAAAUUGGGCGAAUGCCCAUCAUGUUGAAGAGCAACAAAUGUGUGCUCGCUGGAAAGAACGAUCGCGAGAUGGCAGUUAUGGAGGAGUGCCCGCUAGACCCGGGAGGCUACUUCAUUACUCGAGGGCAAGAGAAGGUCAUCUUGGUUCAAGAGCAGCUGAACAAGAAUCGAGUCAUUGUUGAGAGCGCAAAGGGUAUCAUGCAAGCCAGCGUAACGAGUUCUACGCACGAGAGGCGAACCAAGACAUACGUGAUUCAGAAGAAGGGCCUCAUGUACCUCCGACACAACACGCUCUCCGAAGAGAUUCCGAUCGUAUUCGUAAUGAAGGCACUUGGUGUACACUCUGACAAAGAAAUCCUGCUGAUGAUAGCCGGUGAGGACAGCGCGUAUCAGGACAACUUUGCUAUCAACUUCGAGGCAUGCGCAAGGGAACAGAUCCACACCCAAGAACGAGCGCUUGAGUACAUCGGCCAUCGCGUACGACUAGUGAAGAAGCCGCUUGAACGUGCCAUUGCGACUGGAAACUGGAGUUUGAAACGUUUCAAGAUGGAGAGAGCUGGUGUUACACACGUCUUGAGCAGACUGAGUUAUAUCGCUGCGCUAGGUAUGAUGACGAGAAUCAGUUCACAAUUCGAAAAGACGCGUAAGGUUUCCGGUCCUCGUGCGCUGCAGCCAUCGCAAUUUGGUAUGCUUUGCACAUCAGAUACCCCAGAAGGAGAAGCCUGCGGUCUUGUCAAGAACUUGGCGUUGAUGACACAUAUCACAACCGAAGAUGAUGACGAUCCAGUGCGCAAGAUUGUGUUCAUGCUAGGCGCUGAAGAUAUCUGUUCGCAAACAGGAGAAGAGAUCCAUUCGGAGGGUGUGUACAGUGUGUGUCUCAACGGUACACCCAUCGCUGUCACCGAUACACCAAAGCGAUUCCUCAACAGCUUCCGGAAACUCAGGCGGAUGGGUCGCAUCUCUGAGUUCACCAGCAUUCACAUUGACCACGACCACUGCGAAGUCCACAUCGCUACGGACGAAGGGCGAAUUUGCCGUCCAAUGAUUAUUGUUGAGAAUCAACGCUCUAAAGUUACGUCGAGGUACCUGAAAGCCCUUCGCAAGGGAACAAUGGAGUUCGAGGAUUUCUUGCACAGAGGUCUAGUGGAGUAUCUCGAUACAAAUGAAGAGAACGACACGAAUAUUGCUUUGAAGGAGACCGAGAUCAACCAGCAUACCACACAUCUCGAGAUUGAACCCUUCACCAUCCUGGGCGCUGUCGCUGGUCUUAUCCCAUACCCUCACCACAAUCAAUCCCCUCGUAACACUUACCAAUGCGCUAUGGGUAAGCAAGCUAUUGGCGCCAUCGCCUACAACCAGUUCAACAGAAUAGAUACACUGCUCUAUCUCAUGGUCUACCCCCAACAGCCUAUGGUCAAAACACGGACUAUCGAGCUCACCAAGUACGACAAACUGCCUGCUGGUCAAAACGCAACUGUCGCAGUCAUGUCCUACUCUGGAUACGAUAUUGAGGAUGCGCUCAUUCUGAACAAAGCCUCCUGCGACCGCGGCUUCGGUCGCUGUCAGGUGUUCAAGAAGCACGUCACGCCUCUGAAGACGUAUGCCAACGGUACCUCUGAUCGCAUCAAUGCUGGCGCUCUAGACGUAGACAACUCCAGCCACCAAGCCAUCGGUCAAGACGGUAUCGCUCAAGUCGGUGCCCGCAUUGAAGCUGGCGAUGCUUAUCUCCUAAAGUCCAUUCCUCAGGACACCGCAGGACCCGCAACGAACGUUUACAAAGACAAGCCCGACAAGUACAAGUUGCCCGACUGCAGCUACAUCGACAAAGCAUGCAUCACCGAAAAUGAAGCAGGAACCACACUAAUCAAGCUCCUCAUGCGACAAACCCGCCGCCCAGAACUCGGCGACAAGUUUUCUUCGCGCCACGGCCAAAAAGGUACGACAGGUCUCAUCGUCCAACAAGAAGACAUGCCCUUCAACGACCAAGGCAUCUGCCCCGACAUUAUCAUGAACCCCCACGGUUUCCCCUCGCGUAUGACAGUCGGCAAGAUGAUGGAACUGCUCUCCGGAAAAGCUGGUGUUCUCAACGGCACCCUCGAAUACGGAACUGCGUUUGGUGGAUCCACCGUUGAAGACAUGUCACAAAUUCUUGUGGAGAAGGGCUUCUCAUACACUGGUAAAGACUACCUAACGAGUGGUAUCACGGGAGAAGCACAUCAGUUCUACACCUUCUUUGGCCCGAUCUACUACCAGAAGCUCAAGCAUAUGGUGCAGGAUAAGAUGCACUCGCGUGCUCGAGGUCCGCGGGCUAUCUUGACGAGACAGCCUACCGAAGGUCGUGCGAGGGAUGGUGGACUGCGUCUGGGCGAGAUGGAACGUGAUUGUUUGAUUGCAUACGGUGCUUCUCAGCUGCUGCUUGAGCGAUUGAUGAUCAGUUCGGAUGCGCAUAAUGUUGAUGUUUGCGAGAAGUGCGGCCAAAUGGGCUACAGCGGCUACUGUAAACUCUGCGAAAGCGAAAAGGCAGUUCGCAAGAUCACUAUGCCGUAUGCUGCUAAGCUUCUGAUUCAGGAACUGGGUAGCAUGAAUGUCAAGGUGACGAUUGGAUUGGAGGAUGAAUUCCCUCGGGAUGCGUAG